Molecule: messenger RNA, 285 nt
Organism: Bipolaris maydis ATCC 48331
Lineage: Eukaryota; Fungi; Ascomycota; Dothideomycetes; Pleosporales; Pleosporaceae
Source: RefSeq, a predicted model, not a curated record
AAAACAACUGGAACGCUUAUCCCCACUGCCGUAUUUACCAGGCUCGUCCGAGAAGUUUGUAGUGAUGUACUUAGGGAGCUUAAGUGGCGGCGCGAGGCGAUAAACAUCCUCCAGGAGGCUGCAGAGGCCUUUCUUGUUACUCUAUUCGAAGCCACGAACUUAGCUGCAAUCUAUGCUAAGCGCGUCACUAUCAUGAAAAAGGACAUUGAACAUGUCAUUCGCGUGACGAGCACGAUGGGCGGUUAUCACACCGUUUGCCAGAAUAUCAUGACUGGCAAGGCGUAG